CCUCACAGAUCACCACUUUUCCAUCUUGGUUUUUUCUUCGUCUUCGUACAACUUCAAAUCUUAACAUGCCCGCUGCAGACUCAUCAACCGCAUCUAUGGAACAAUCACCUUCAAACCCCGAAUCCGUGAUAUACAACGGUUCAUGCCACUGCCACCGGUUCGAAUUCAAUGUCAUAAACCCCUCUCUUACGGACCCCAGCACCCAGGUCAUCGACUGCAAUUGCAGUAUUUGCACUCGAAAUGGACAUCUGUUGGUCCACGUUCCCGACGCGAACUUUUCGUUUUCAAAAGGCAGCCAGGAAGAACUAAGUAAAUACACAUUCGGGUCGCAUAAGAUUGCGCAUCACUUCUGUCCGACAUGUGGAACAAGUUGCUUCGCGGCAAGCAUAGAUCCAAACUUUUUCUAUGGUAUCAAGGCAGUCAAUGUGCGGACAUUUGAAGGUGUGGAUUUGAAAGCGUUAAAUUUGAAGUUCAUGGACGGGAAGAAUGCGACAAUACCAUAAGCCAUAAGCCAUGGGUCACUGGGUCGGUAGUUGGGGGACUAGUGCGUUUGUUCGACGUUGUCGUAUAAGUAGCGAUUGGCGAGCACUUUAUUUCGUCAACUUUCACACAAUUUCUUUCUCGGAUGUUCUCAAAACAUCGAAAUCCCGAAUCAAAGAUACCAAAAGAGUGG
This is a messenger RNA of Aaosphaeria arxii CBS 175.79, 673 nucleotides long. RefSeq lists its product as uncharacterized. Gene Ontology annotation, molecular function: carbon-sulfur lyase activity. The record is from RefSeq and is a predicted model, not a curated record. The transcript is spliced from 3 exons. NCBI's taxonomy places the organism in Eukaryota, Fungi, Ascomycota, Dothideomycetes, Pleosporales. The coding region runs from base 66 to 503 and encodes 145 amino acids.